Artibeus jamaicensis (Jamaican fruit-eating bat) is the source of this 3109-nucleotide messenger RNA. RefSeq names its product claudin 8 (gene CLDN8). The record is from RefSeq and is a predicted model, not a curated record. Gene Ontology annotation, molecular function: structural molecule activity. Gene Ontology annotation, cellular component: plasma membrane; bicellular tight junction. Gene Ontology annotation, biological process: bicellular tight junction assembly; cell adhesion. The transcript is spliced from 2 exons. NCBI's taxonomy places the organism in Eukaryota, Metazoa, Chordata, Mammalia, Chiroptera, Phyllostomidae. The coding region runs from base 1257 to 1934 and encodes 225 amino acids.
GACCGCUGGGACUCUCCCUGCCAGGAAACGUGCUUGCUGGUGGCAGUGACCUUGAGAGCUCUCCGCAACCUGCCCUGCUGGCCGACACCGCAUUUUCUGUCACGACCAGGGCCGGACACCAGGGCUCACUGCCUGGUCCCCGGCCCGGGGUCGAAGACGGGGCGUGUGGACCCUGGUUGUGAGACGUGUCGAUGGGGAAGGUGCGGUGAGGGGGAGGCUGGAGGACGCCCCGAGAAGGCCCCAGUGACAACGCCCGGCGAGCGGCCGGCCACGGUGACCAUGGUGGCCCCUGGGGACCAUGGUGGCGAGGACAGGGACGGCGCCUGCCUUCGUGGGGCUCCUGGCCCCUCGUCUACAGAACAUGGGCAUUAGCUGGUCACUGGGACCCUCUUGGUUCGCUGUCCUGUCCUGCUGCCAUGUUGACACACCGUGUCCCCACACCAUGUCCCCUUUCCCGCUCCCGGCUCUCAGCCCGGAUCGAGGCUGGCCUUGCUCCAGGCUGGACGGGACUGAGGACAAAGGAAAGAAGCGUCCAGGCCAGAGAGAAGUUUUGUGAGUUUACUUGGGUCAAACCGACAACAAUCGCCAGGAAGCACAAGCUCAGCCGGCUGAGGAAACGCUCCGGAGCGCGGCAGCCCCUCCUGUUCCCCGACUUGACCCCAGGACGCCUGCUUUAAACCCAUGGACAGACGACAUCGACCACCCGGAUCCCACGCGCCCCUGGAGGCAGGAGGACUCCUUCGCUCCCCGCUUCCCUUUCACGCUGGCAUUCUGACGAGCCCUAGAAAAUUUCUCAGUACAACCAUUUCAGAACUGCCCGUACUAGGUGCACCUGCCCGCGCCCCAAGGGCUCGCUCGGGGCAUUUCAGGGUGCGUGUGCCAGCACUCGGAGGACGCCCACAGGCUCGCACGCACGGCCGUCUUCUUGGAAAACUGAGAAGCACAAAGAACGUUUCUGAGCGGGCCCAGCCGUUCCCAGCCUCUCUCGUCAGCUCAGACACAGCUGCCUUGCCCUCCCUCUUUUAUUGGCCAAGAAAGUUGCCCCACCUGCUCUGUGAGUUUACCUGUCAAAGGGGCAGGGCCCUCAGCCAGCCGGCACUGGAUUGAAUCUAAGUAGAAGUAGUCAGGCAGCUCUCUUUGAAAACCACUGGGCUGGGAGUUCAUUGCUGCAGGACCCUGUUCUCUCCUGGGACGCCUGGCUUGCGAGCGGACUCGCUGGCUCCGGAGCCCGGUCGGUGCGCACGGCCUGGAGGACAAUGGCCCGCUCUGCCCUGCAGUACGCCGGGCUGGCCCUGGGCGGCGUCGGCCUGGUGGGCACGGUGGCUGUCACCAUAAUGCCUCAGUGGAAAGUGUCUGCCUUCAUUGGGGGCAACCUGGUGGUGUUUGAGAACCUGUGGGAGGGGCUGUGGAUGAGCUGCAAGAGCCAGGCCACCUUCCGGCUGCAGUGCAAGGUCUACGACUCGCUGCUGGCCCUGCCCCCCGACCUGCAGGCGGCCAGGGGGCUCAUGUGCGCGGCGGCCGUGCUGUCCGUCCUGGGCUUCGCCAUGGCCGUCCUCGGCAUGAAGUGCACCAAGUGCACCGGGGAUGAUGACAGGGCCAAGAGCCCCGUCCUGCUGGCGGCUGGAGUCAUGUUCGCCAUCGCGGGCCUGGUGGUGCUCACGCCCGUGAGCUGGGUCGCCAGCUCCAUCAUCAGGGACUUCUACAACCCGACCCUGGACGACGGCCGGAAGCGCGAGCUGGGGGAGGCCCUCUACCUGGGCUGGGCCGCGGCGCUGGCGCUGGUGGCUGCGGGGGCUCUCUUGUGCUGCGUCUCUUACGCCCGUGGAGAGAGCAGGGCCUACAGGUACUCCCUGCCGCCCCACCGCGCGACCCCCAAAAGCCAUCCCACGGAGAAGAAGCCCCUGAGCGUCUACUCCAGAAGCCAGUACGUGUAGGAGUGUGCCAGCUCGUCCUCGGCCUGGCGAGCCACACGCCGGACCCGAACGCCCACCGCUGUCUGGGAGAGGGGCCUGCGGGGCCGUGGGCUCCCUGCUCACGGGAGGCCCGCCGUGGCGUGGGUUCCCACGGCUCCCGCAGGACGAAAGGCACACUGUGUGCUUUGUCUGCAGUGAUCUGUUUUCUUAAGUGGUUUGUCUGCCUCUUCUCUUUCAUCAGUGUCUUUAAAAUGAAGUUGCUAGAGACCUACCACUUCAGAGCUGGGAUUUCUCUGGGACGUAGCAUUAUGUAUGCAGCAGGGAGCGUACCUGCCACACACAGGGAGAGGCUUAUCUGGUUCUAUUUUAAAUAACACGCUGAUCCAUUAACACUGCAUAAACAGAAUUCCAGCCCUGCUUUCCAGGGACUCGGGGAUGAGACUGAAGACUGUUAAUAUUAAUUGUUUAAAAACAGCUUAACAAGGGAUGCCUUGGGUGUCUAAUGAAGGUUUAAGAAAGUCUCUAAUCAGCAAGAUAAAGGACACGGAAAAGCUCUGUGACAAUCAGUUUCCCGGCCCCCUCCCACUCUGCCCAAGGCCUCGGUGCUCAGGCUGCACUGGCAUCUUUGCCAGGAGGUCUGCAUUCGACCCCGAGCUGUGCCGGGAGGACGAUGGACCUGUGAUCUGAGAAACGCUGGAGGCCUCAGGACAGUGAAAUUCUUUGCCUGUUAAAUUUGGGGGCUUGGCAGGGAGGUGUUUGGGUAAGAAAUCAUAUAUGUGUAUGAAUAUUGGAAUAACUGCUUGAAUACAGACUUUGGGUUUUUAUCAAUAUGGAUAAGAGGACAGAAAAAUAAAAUGUCUUCGUUUUAUUUGCUUACCAAAAACAAACAAACCAAAGCCCAAACCGCAAGUUCUUCUUUCUGAGCUCUGUCUUCCCCUUUGUGAAUUCUUCAGCCGGAAAGGUCAUUUUGUCUGCCAGGGUGAUUUCUGUGCUUAUUCCGUGUUGGUUAUGUGUUACUGGGGCAUAGAAACACCGUAUUCCAGUGUUUUGCCCAAAUUUGAUGCCACUGACCAUCUAACUGGAAAGCCUGGGCUCCGUUUUUGUGGCUUAAGUGAUUCUGUGCCAUUUGCUCUAUUUCUUUUGUAUUAAUUUGGCUUAUAUAAAUUUUUCACUACUCCCUUUUUUCUGUUUUAUUA